Molecule: messenger RNA, 542 nt
Organism: Otolemur garnettii (small-eared galago)
Lineage: Eukaryota; Metazoa; Chordata; Mammalia; Primates; Galagidae
Gene: TSTD1
Product: thiosulfate sulfurtransferase like domain containing 1
Exons: 4
Coding region: 14-424 (136 amino acids)
Cellular component (GO): cytoplasm
Molecular function (GO): thiosulfate-thiol sulfurtransferase activity
Source: RefSeq, a predicted model, not a curated record
GAGGGAAGGGCUGAUGCUGCACCAGCGGAGAGUGCGGGCUGGGACUGCGUUCCGGCGAAUCGCUGUUGCGUGCACUAUGGCUGGAGUGCCCACGGUCUCGCUCCCCGAACUCCGUUUGCUCCUAGCCUCGGGCCGGGUCCGGCUCUUCGACGUGCGAUCUCGGGAGGAAGCGGCAGCAGGGACCAUCCCCGGAGCUCUCAACAUCCCGGUGUCCGAGUUGGAAAGUGCCCUGCAGAUGGAGCCAGCUGCUUUCCAGGCUUUGUACUCCACCGAGAAGCCAAAGCUGGAUGAUGAGAACGUUGUUUUCUUCUGUCAGAUAGGCAAGCGGGGCUUCCAGGCCACGCAGCUGGCUCGAAGCCUCGGAUACACAGGGGCUCGACACUAUGCUGGGGCCUAUAGAGAAUGGUUGGAGAAAGAGGGUUAGGUAAAAGGUGACUACCUUAACUAAGGGUGAUGAAGAAGGGCCUGGCUUGCUGGGUUGGGCAACUCCUUACUGUGCUGUGCACACAAAGCAUCAAAUAAAGAGCAGUUGAUUAAAGUAA